GCCUCGGCUCCCGCCGCUCCCCGGCACCGAGAUACCGCCGCCGCCUCGCCCGGCUCCCCGGGGAAAAGGAUGCGCUAGGGCACAGCAGUGUAAGACUGGAAACAUCUGGGCUGAAUGGACUUUAGCAUCAAAAGAAGUUCUCAACUGUUAACUCAAAAAAUUAACUACAUCAAAAUGAAGCAGGUACCAGAGAUCCUUGGAAAUACCAAUGGGAAACCUCAGAAUUGUGAAGUGAAUCGUGAAUGUUCUGUCUACUUGGGCAAAGCACAACUUUCUGCCACUCUACAGGAAGGUGUCAUGCAAAAAUAUAAUGGCCAUGAGACUCUUCCAUUUAUUCCAGCAGAUAAAUUGAAAGAUCUGACCUCUCGGGUGUUUAAUGGCGAGUCCGGGGCCCAAGAUGCCAAGCUGCGCUUUGAACCUCAGGAAAUAAAGGGAGUUGGAACACCCCCCAGCACUACUCCUAUCAAGAAUGGUUCUCCAGAAAUAAAGCUGAAAAUCACUAAAACCUACAUGAAUGGGAAGCCUCUUUUCGAAUCCUCCAUUUGUGGAGACAAUGGUGCAGAUGUGUCUCAGUCGGAGGAAAAUGAACAAAAGCCAGCAAACAAAGAGAGGAGAAGCAGAAAAAGAAGCAUAAAAUAUGACUCCUUACUUGAGCAGGGUCUUGUUGAAACAGCGUUAGUAUCAAAGACUUCAAGCACCACUGAAAAGAAGGCUCCUGCUAAGAGAGAUGCAACUCAAAGUACCAUCAAAGAGGAAAAAAUCCAUCUGUUGAAGUAUAAUGUAGGAGAUCUAGUGUGGUCAAAAGUGUCUGGUUUCCCCUGGUGGCCAUGUAUGGUUUCUGCUGAUCCUGUUCUCCAUGCCUACACUAAACUAAAAGGACAGAAAAAGAGUUUUCGUCAAUAUCAUGUUCAGUUUUUUGGAGAUGCCCCAGAGAGAGCCUGGAUAUUUGAGAAGAGCCUGGUGCCCUUCAAAGAAAAAGAUCAGUUUGAACAAUUAUGCCAAGAGAGCGCAAGACAAGCCCUCACUAAAGCAGAGAAAAUAAAGAUGCUAAAGCCCGUGUCAGGGAAGCUGCGGCCGCAGUGGGAGAUGGGUGUGAAGCAAGCCAGUGAAGCCGUGGCCAUGACAGUGGAGGAGCGCAAGGCCAAGUACACCUUCAUCUAUAUCAGGGACAGACCUCAUCUUAAUCCUCGAGUGGCAAAGGAGGUUGGCAUUGCUGUGGAACCCUUGGAGGAGAUGGAUGAGUCAUCCUACUCAAAUGAAGAAACCACUCCAAAUCUGAAAUCAAUGAAGGAGUCUGGCAUUCCCAGCAAGAGGAGGAGAAGGACAUCAAAACUGUCUGCCACUGAUGAUAUGCAAGAGAGCAGUCAGUUGGAGGAUAAGAAUACUACUCCUCAAAAGUCAUCUGAACAGGCAGAAUCCAAAAGAGGGAUAGGCUCCCCUCUCAAUAGAAAGAAAACUCCAGCAUCUACUCCACGAAGCAGAAAGGGCGAUGCAGUAUCUCAGUUUUUGGUCUUUUGUCAGAAGUACAGAGAUGAGGUGGUUGCUGAACAUCCAGAUGCUUCAAGUGAGGAGAUUGAAGAACUGCUCGAAUCGCAGUGGAACAUGCUUAGUGAAAAACAGAAAGCUCGCUAUAACACAAAGUUUGCCAUAGUGACCUCUCCCAAAUCUGAAGAAGACUCUGGUUCAUCAUUGAAGAAUAUUGGAGAGGCCAAACGUAAAGUGUUUCAAGACUCACCUAAAAGGAGAUCAAGAUCCAGAAGUAAUUUACAUGGAAAUAAAAGAAACCAAAAAAAGAGGACAAAGGAGCCUACAGAAGAUUUUGAAGUUCAGGAAGCACCUAGGAAAAGACUCAGGAUGGAUAAGCAGAAUAAUCGGAAGAAUCACAGAAUCCUUAGGAUUGGAAGGGGCCUCUGGAAAUCAUCCAGUCCAAUCCCCCUGCCAAGACAGGGUCAUCUAGAGCAGGUUACACAGGAAUGUGUCCAGAGGGAGACAAGCAAUGACAAAACAGCAAAAACAAACUCUUCUAAGGUCACAGAAACCUCCUCUUCACAAAAGAACCAGUCAGCAACGAAAAAUCUGUCUGAUGCAUGUAAACCUCUGAAGAAGCGAAAUCGGGCUUCAGCAGCAGAAUCUUCAACUCUUGCUUUUAGCAAGAGUUCAUCUCCUUCAGCUUCCUUAACUGAGAAUGAGGUAAAAAAAAAGUGGUGUUUGCACACAGCCAUUUAAUUACAGAAAUUAUCAGGUGUGAAUCUUGUUUUUAAAGAAAAGCAAAAAUCAAAGGCAAAUUCUCUAACGUUGGUGCUCUAGACAAGUUACAGUUUUGGCCUCUGUGAAACCUGUUAAAGUGUGCAUUGCAAAUCAUUUAUUGUAACACGAACGUCUGAUUUGGGGACUUCGAGAUAUUAUUGUGGUUUUUAAUGUAUUUACCAACAACGUUUUAGAAUUGUAACCUUCUAUUAGAGGCAAAGUAAAAUGCCAGUGUGUUCUGUAUUUUCUUCUACAGAUUUUUAUGUAAGUGUACUACAUUAGUUACAUUAUGUAACUCAAUAUUGUCAUGUUGCCAUAGCUUUUAUAUCGAAGCAAAUUGCCUAAUCCUCUGUUUGAUCUAGAACUGGACAGUCUUCUCAGCAGAGUCCCUUUUAACUCAAAUUAGUUUUCAGGCUGUUUUAGUGCUAUUUCUCUGUGAUGCAAAUAGCUCAAACCCCAAUAGAGUUAAACAGACAGUGAAGGAUGUAUCUUUUUUGAUACUUGCUAAUCAUAGUCUUAGCUCUGCAUAUUUGGAACUGUAAUUCUUCUCAGUUGACAUACAAUAAAUGAAAUGUAUGUAUCAGAAAUGUAUUCAUACAAUCCAUUAAGCCAUUCCCCAAGUCAUCUACACUGUUAAAACCAAUCAGCCAAAGAGUGGCAGCAUGAGGGUGAAGUAUGCAUGCUGUUUUGCAGAUGGGUUUGGAUCUGUAGUUGGUAGGAUUUAGUAAAAUAUCCACAGACAAACAGCUUCACCCAGUUUGUGUUACAAAAACUGUAGAGAAAAUACUUGCCUGCUAACAAGGGAACAGGGCUUCCAGCUCUCCUAGAGACUUUCAUCUCCCCUAACAAAUGCAUGAGGUGCUAUAAUGAAUGCAGUUUAAAUAUCUAGGCAAUGUUCAGUAAACAGUUUACCUUUGGGUAGGGAAAAAAGAUUGCAUGUUAAUGGCUGUAUAUCUUAACUGUAACUGGAAAAACAUUUUAAUUAAAAAAAAACCUCAAUAAAUGCUCCCUCCUGUACCCCAGUUAAACAAGUAAAGCAGGUCCCACAGGAAAUAAUGUCCAUAGCAGCAGCCAAGUAAAGUAAUACUUUGUUUUCUGUAUUGAGAAACUCCCAUCUUUUAGCAUACCAGCUUCUUCUGGAUAUGCUUUGCUGAUGGGGCAUGCUGUGUAAUGGUCUAUUUGGGACCCGGUAUUCAACCAACUAGUUUAAGGAAAAAUCUGGAGGGUUUUGACUCAAAAUAAGCAUCUCUAAAUAUCGUGCACUCAGGAGAAAGAUUCUUCUCUUGAGAUUAUGAUUAUAAAAUUAAUUAUCCAGAAGUCUUUCUUAACAAAAGACACUUUUUUGUAGGAUUUUGGGUUGUAACAUAAAAUGCUUCACAUUUAAGAAAGGAUAUGGUUAUAUCUUACAUAUGGUUGAGAUGGAAAUUCUAAAACUUAGCACUAAUUUACUCAGCUACUGCUAAACAGUAAAUGAUCUGAGAAAAAUUAACUUCAUAUACUGCUCACAGAACACAGAUACAGAAACUAGAAAGUGAAUUAAUUGUUUUCAAUGGGUUAAGAUAUAGAAAAAAAGUCCCAAACGUCAUAACAGAAAACACACCUUGUUAAAUAAUUUUGGGAGACUGGGUGCAGGGGAAAGUAGAUUAAUGGACUGAAUCCUUGUAUUGGUUAAAGCUAUGUUGACCUGAACUUGGGCCAACUAAGGAUUAUGCCCAGUUUGUUUCCUAUAUUAGAUAUACUUUUGCCUUUAAAUAAAACAAAAAUAUCAGGCAUGUGUUUCAGAAAUUAAUACUGACCUCCUCUGCAAAACAAGGAAAGACAGAAAUUCUAUAUUGUGUGGGUGGCUCUUAAAAACUUUUUCGCCUUUUGUAUUUUUUAUUAGCACUUGUCUAAACAGCUGAAUAUGUGUGUGUCCUGAGGGCAUUCAUCUGGAGAGAAACUUUCCAGUAUUAAGGGAAAGUUUUUUAAAAAUAAACACUGUCAGGUAAUGAUGAAAGCCUUGCACAGCUAAUUGAGUAGGAUGUAAUUCUUCUCAACUUGAAAUACAUUUAUUGAUUAACUUUCACAUUCCUGUGUUCACUAUAAUACUUCUAAGUGUUGGUUUAGGUGCUCUCUUAACAAAUAUAGGAAAAACUCUCUGUAUUCUACAAGCACAUACAUCUUCACAAGGUGUAUAUAUGAGGAUUCUGUUCUUUUUUUUCUCCCUCUCCUUUUUCUUUCUCCCAUACUCUUUGUGAACAGUUUGUUCCAGAAUAGAACCUGGAUGUGACUGUUACUUGUCAAGAACUGUUGUUAGUUACACACCCCUUUAAUGUCUGUCCUUUAAAACCAGGUUCUAGGAAAGAUGUGCUCAGUUCUUUCUUGUUUGAAAGAUGCAUCUUAUUUGACGUUUUAAAAAAUAUUUUGAAUGCUUUUUGUUGUUAUUAGGGGAUAGUUAUUAAAUGGGGUUUAUUCAAAAUACUAUAAAAUCGAGCAAGGCCAAGUUUUCAAUAGAUAAAUUACUUUGGGAGGGAGAUGAGAGUGGGAGUGUGGACUUGUUCAAACAGAUUUAUAGAUGUGACAUAUUAGAGGUUAAAGGUUCACUCCCUUCAAAAAAUUGGGCUUUGAAGUUGUUUUAAGAUGGGUGUACAGAAGCAGUAAAGUGUUUAUACAGGAAUAAAUGAAUUUCAUACCUGCAUUUAAUUUUGAAACAAAAUAAUUUUACUUCUAGGCACUUGACACAAGCCGCUUAUGUGAAAUGAUUUUGCUGAAAUAUAAUUAUUAUUGAGCAAUGGGUAGGGCCAGAUGAGAAAAAGAUAUUCAACACUUUGGAGUCUGCAAAAGCUCGGAGUAGUUUUUUGCUGGCUAUGUAAGACUUGGUGUAAGCAUCCAAAAGCACAUAUUUGUGAGAAGAGAUGCAGGUAUUUUAAUUUCUUUUUUUACCUUGGCCCUCCACCCCGCAGUAAAGUAGUAGGUGCCAGUAAGAGUGUAAUCAGUAUUUUUUUAAUAAAUAAAAAAGACUUUACCAUUACUGCUGGAUUAUUGGCACACUUGGUGUGUUUGCAUGAAGCAUAUCUGCUUUAGCUUUUCAAUCAAUUUUUGUGAUUAUUGUCUGGCUUCAUUAAACUGGAUGAAUUUGCUGACAGCAGAUAAGUGUCAAAGUAUCAUGCAGAUCAUAGGUACUACUUACAAACUUUAUCAAAGAAACUGUAAUCUUUUCCUAAGAGAGGACAAAAUAAAGCAUAUGUAAUAAUCUCUAAGUUAGCCAGUCUGUCAUUCAUCACAGCCUCAAGUCUGAGCUGACCAGCAGAUGGCACCUUAAAGAAGCCUGGGAAAGAUUUGAAGAGGUGCUUUUAUUUUAAUUUCAUAACAUCUUCCUUAGAGGAAUUCUUUCUUCCUUCUGUAACACACCCAGUGUCAAAACAAGCUCAGUUCCUCGUUAUAGCUACAAAUUCUUGUGUUUCCAAGGCCUAACAAUGCAAAUUAUAAUAAUUCAAGCCUUAAUGCACUUUUUCUGCAUAUUAAACCAUGGGUUUUUCUCAUUACUGAUUUGAGACAGAUUUCAUUUAUCUGCAUUUUUAAUGGGCAUUAGCAUGUAUACACAGAGGAGAAAACACAUACAGCUCUUAAAAGGUAAGGUGUUUGCUUGAGGAGACAGUCAUGAAACAUGCACAGCUUGCAACUCAAAAAGUACAUUAGCUCCAUUUAUCAACCCUGGAGUCUAGUAUGAGUCUAGUCCUGGAGUAUGCAACUAAAAACUCUUACUGAAGGUGAAAAUAACUGACUUUUUGAUCCUAAGAACAGGAAGGAAGAAGGGAAUUCAUGUUAUUUUAAACAAACUACUGACCUAAAGAAAAAGCGGUUGCAGUUGACCUUGCAGGUUGUUAAACAAAAUCACUGUGCUUCUAGCAUUUUAUUCAAACUUCCUGCAAAUAUAAUUCUGUCUUCUAAACAUUGCUUAAGAAUAAGUUGGUAUAUAGUGUAGCCUUACAUCCUGUGACUUAGCAGACAGUUGUUUCCUGUGUUUGUUUCUGUAUGCCUGUGAAUUUUUUUUACCAUUUGAAAGCACCAAUAAGCAGUCAAGGGUACAUUUUUAUGGAACACUGCAAGUAGUUGGACUUGUUCCUUGCUUGGACCUCUGCUAAAGCCUGUAACAUUUUACAUGACCUUCAUCACCCACCAGACCAUACAGUUUUGUUACAGUGGUUCUAUUUUCACGUGGAAAAAAGUUCUAAGCUUCACUUUUGUUCUUUGACGGCACAUUCUGUGUAGAAAACUAAGUUUCUUAUGUACUUAUUCUCCUCUUGUAUGUUACUUAGGCUUCAGAGUGCAGAGAAUCUGUUAACUGAAUGUUACAUGAUGUAGGUUUUUAUUCCGCAUCCCCUACCAAAGUAUCAUGAGUAUCUGUAGGCAAUUUUAUACUGUUUUAAAAUGUUCUCAUAGUUUGAAUUAACUUUCCAGGCAAAUUCAGAAAUGCAUAAUAUCCUUAUCUGAAACGUCUAACUCCUGCUAAUAAUAAAAAUGAAACUUGUCCCAGGCUGUCUUUUUUUUUUUUGCUAUUAUAGUACUGUGUACACUUGUGGCACCGCAUACUUAAAGGAUUUAUCUAGUCUAGCAGUAUGGGC
Molecule: messenger RNA, 6851 nt
Organism: Pseudopodoces humilis (Tibetan ground-tit)
Lineage: Eukaryota; Metazoa; Chordata; Aves; Passeriformes; Paridae
Source: RefSeq, a predicted model, not a curated record